This is a messenger RNA of Nicotiana attenuata, 837 nucleotides long. Its product is annotated as zinc finger MYM-type protein 1-like. NCBI's taxonomy places the organism in Eukaryota, Viridiplantae, Streptophyta, Magnoliopsida, Solanales, Solanaceae. The record is from RefSeq and is a predicted model, not a curated record. The transcript has a single exon. The coding region runs from base 1 to 837 and encodes 278 amino acids.
AUGCGCCAAUUUAGUUCGGGUUGGUUAAAAGGUUCGCAUUCUAGAUGGUUAGAGUAUAGUGUGAAGAAAGAUGCCGCAUUUUAUUUAUGUUGUUAUUUAUUCAAAAAUGAUUACGUUAAUGGAAGCACGGGUGACUCUUUCACAAAAAUCGGCUUUAAGGGUUGGAAUAAAGCAACCGAAAGAUUUGAUCUACAUGUUGCUGAAGUAAGUAAUCUCCACCAUAAGUGCUUCAACAAUAUGUUAGCCUUGUCAAAUCAAUCUCAAUCAAUUCAAGCUGCUUUUGAAAAGCAAUCCGAUCAACAAAAAACUGAGCAUCGAAUUCGUUUAAAUGCCUCAAUUGAUAUUGCAAGGUUUCUCUUGGACUUUGGAUUGCCUUUUCGUGGUCACGAUGAAAGUGAAUCUUCAAAAAAUAAAGGCCUUUUUCUAGGGCUUUUGGAAUGGCUUGGAAAUAGGCUUCCAGAUGUAGAUAGAGUUAUAUUAAAACAUGCUCCAAAAAAUGAUAUGAUGACUUCGCCAAAAAUUCAAAAGGAUAUUGUGAGUGCUUGUGCACAAGAGACCGUGAAAGCUAUAAUUGAUGACUUGGAUGGAGAUUAUUUUGGGAUAUUAGUUGAUGAGUCCAAGGAUAUUUCACACCAUGAACAAAUGGCCCUUGCUUUGCGGUAUGUUGACAAAAAAGGCCAAGUGAACGAGCCAUUUAUUAGUCUUGUUCGUGUUAGUGAUACAUCUGCAAAGUCGUUAAAAGAAGCAGUACUUUCUUUGCUAAUGAAACACUCAUUAAGUCCAUCCAAAAUACGUGGACAAGGCUAUGAUGGGGCUAGUAAUAUGCAGGAAAGAUGA